This is a messenger RNA of Penicillium mononematosum, 849 nucleotides long. RefSeq lists its product as uncharacterized. The transcript is spliced from 2 exons. The record is from RefSeq and is a predicted model, not a curated record. The coding region runs from base 1 to 849 and encodes 282 amino acids. Lineage: Eukaryota; Fungi; Ascomycota; Eurotiomycetes; Eurotiales; Aspergillaceae.
AUGCCACGUCCAGUAGGAUCCUGUCCCCAGCACGGCGGACAUCGAGAUCGUCCGGACAAGCUUGAGCUCUACGUUCAGAUUUGCAAGCCACAUGAUACCGUCGUUCAUUGGAUGAUCGCUAUGAAGUAUCCAGAUGCUGACCGUUGCACUCGGUUGCACAGCAUCGGCUAUAUGGGCAAUCGUACCUUGUCCAUUGAGCAUGACAAGCGAUUCGAUAGUGAUCAAGUCGAGACCACACACUAUCUCGGACGGAUUCGUGUCAGCGAGAGCACCACUGUCGAGAUGGAGGCUGAGAAGGUUCCACUACAGAGCUGCCAGCUCUGGGCUUGUUAUUUGAUUCUUAGACUUGAGCGCAAGGGACUGCUGAAAGAAGACGUGAGGAAGAUUAUGGACCGGGAGAUGAUGAUUCAUGCCCUGUUCAUGGGCAUGCAGGUCAUGGACACGCAGACCAUGGACACACAGAUCAUGACCACGCAGGCCAUGACCACGCAGGCCAUGAGCAUACAGGCCAUAGGCAUAGACGUCAUAGACACGCAGGUCAUGGUCACACAGAUCAUGGGCACACAGAUCAUGGCCACGAAGGCCAUGACCACGCAGGCCAUGAGCAUACAGGUCAUAGGCAUAGACGUCAUAGGCACACAGGUCAUGGCCACACAGAUCAUGAUCACACAGCUCACGGCCACGAAGGGCAUGGGCUGGGCAUACAGAUCCCGGAUCAUGGCCACACAGACCAUGACCACACAGAUCAUGGGCACACUCGUCAUGGGCACACAGGUCAUGGCCGCAGAUACAGACAUUAGGUAUCAGUAUCAUUCCUUUUCAUCGUCGGAUUUGGCUCAUUGGCUUUAG